Molecule: messenger RNA, 1438 nt
Organism: Tribolium madens (black flour beetle)
Lineage: Eukaryota; Metazoa; Arthropoda; Insecta; Coleoptera; Tenebrionidae
Exons: 6
Coding region: 131-1438 (435 amino acids)
Source: RefSeq, a predicted model, not a curated record
UGGGUGUCAUGUUUCUAGUUGUCAUUAUUUUUGUUGUCACACAUUUUUUUCUCUCUUGAAUGUUAAUAAAUGAACCAGUACUCAUCAAUUUCCAGCUCCAGCUCUUGAAUCGUCUCAUUAAGAUCCAAACAUGUCUUACGGCUAUGUCCCCCAGUACGUAACGGAAGAACCAGAGUCCGAAAGCGACUGUCCCUCGGACGACCAAGUCAUGCAACACGUUACAUCCGACGUUACCGAACUGUACCGGAGGAAACAUCAAACCGUAAACCAUCACCGGAACUCAGCCGGAACAUAUUAUCACACGCACGUACCCAACUGUUACGAACAACAAACCCGAAUCCCGGCGACUUGUGUGUGUAACCUGCCGCCUGAUCCCAGAUACUGCUAUUAUAAACCGGUUCCUCAAGCCCAGGAAGGGAUAUUCAGAAGUUCUACAACUGUCUCACCGAAUUUGCGGACUUGUCCUGACACGAAAGCCGCCUCUACGGCCACCUUUAAGAAAUAUCCGGUCACGGCGAGAACUCCAAGAUACUAUCGUGGCGUCGGCAGCCAAGUGUGUAAACGUCCUUCAGCCCUUUGUCUUCCGGUAACGUGUCAGCCCGAUCCUGCAGCGUUCCAUCGUCCUCGAAAAGCGGCCCCAACUCCUACGGAAAUUCAGCAUUAUCGCGGUCAAGAAGCUGCCUACGCAAUUAAUGACUACGUCAUGAGAACGACGGCGGUCAAGAGAACGGACACCCGUCCUGUCGAUUCCGAAGGAGACGUGAAUUCGAGAUUGAACGAUCUGGAAAAUUUCCUCACCAAAUUCGACGACGAAGCCGAAGACGAAGGCGAAACCGAACAAGUCGAGAUAUCAGGAGUCAGCGAAAUAUCGAAGAUUUUAAAACCGAAGGUCCCGGCAUCGGUCAAGGCCAAACAACCCGACAAAAUUAUAAAACUUAGAGCUGUUAAAACAAAUGUAACUGAAACUAUCACAAGCCCCGAGAAAGUAAGUAAAUUAGAAGUAAAAGAAGCACCUGAAGAACCCUUAAACGUACUUUUACAAAAAUUAAAUAAAGAUAAUCCCAAACCAAAAGAAACGAAAAGUGACAAUGAAGUGAAACGAGAGUCGAAAUUUAAGUCAGUAAUGGGGAAGAAUAGACAGUUUUGUAUCGAACAAAAACCYCCACUUGACGAUAACUCGGCAUUGGAGUUGCACAAAUCGAAAAGUUAUAUCGUGAGUCUAAUUGAUAAAGCUUUAAGUAGAGAAUUGGGAACUGUUCCUGGCGACAAGUGCACGAGAAAAGAGUUUAUGACAAUGAGUCCUAAGAAAGCAAUCGAUUUGGUUAAUCGGCACACAUCUUCGACUAAAGGUGGAGAAAAAAACAUCAAUCUGGAUGUCGCACAAGCAGGUUCUUCAAAGAAAGACGAUCAGUGUGUUUGCAAAAACGGUAUGGUUUGA